Aspergillus brunneoviolaceus CBS 621.78 is the source of this 332-nucleotide messenger RNA. The record is from RefSeq and is a predicted model, not a curated record. Lineage: Eukaryota; Fungi; Ascomycota; Eurotiomycetes; Eurotiales; Aspergillaceae.
GCCGACUCGCUUACCGAUUACAUUAACCUUAACACCCGCAGGUUGUGCGCAUGUAUACAGGGCUUGCAAGCCACUGUGACAAAAGGCCAGAAUGACCUGUCGCGAAGAUAUAUGGUGGUUAUGGCUGGUGUUGGCGUAUUUUUGGAUAGAAAAACCAAAAACAUGCCAAAAACAUACAACAGAAGGGAUUCGCUGGUGGUCACCCACCCAACUACUAACCUCCCGGCGUGUGGCUUGAGUAUGGCUGAGCGGACGGGAAGCCCUAUUUUCCACACCCUGUGGUCGUAUGUGCUUUAUGCUCAGCUUCAAAAAUUGAUUACUUUAGAAUCCAG